Molecule: messenger RNA, 2872 nt
Organism: Ficedula albicollis (Collared flycatcher)
Lineage: Eukaryota; Metazoa; Chordata; Aves; Passeriformes; Muscicapidae
Gene: VPS16
Product: VPS16, CORVET/HOPS core subunit
Exons: 21
Coding region: 151-2727 (858 amino acids)
Biological process (GO): vacuole fusion, non-autophagic; intracellular protein transport; endosomal transport
Cellular component (GO): endosome; cytoplasm; HOPS complex
Molecular function (GO): actin binding
Source: RefSeq, a predicted model, not a curated record
UCAUCCAAGAUGGCGGCGUCCACCCCGGCGUCACGGCGCGACGUAGAGCGCGUGACGCGCUGAGGGAAGCGCCGGGACCGCCGGGUCCCGAUCCCGGUCUCGGUCCCGGUUCCCCUCACCCCAUCCCGGUUUCCCCGUGCCGGCCGCGCCAUGGAUUGUUACACGGCCAACUGGAACCCGCUGGGCGAGGAGACCUUCUACCGGAAGCUGGAGCUCUACUCCAUGGAAUGGGGGCUGCGGGAGGACCUGCGUGACUGCGUGGUGGCAGCUGCUCCUUACGGGGGUCCCAUCGGUCUGGAUGAAGUGUCCAAGCUGAGGACAGGCUGUCAGAGCUCAGCCACGGCCGCUGAGCCCAGCUGUGUCCCCGGGGGGCUCUGGGCUCUCGGGGUGACCCCUCCCUGCCGUUCCCAGUGGAAGAGCGGCCGCCUGGUGCACCUGGGCUGGACAGCAGGGGAGGACCUGCUGUGCAUCCAGGAGGACGGGACUGUGCUGGUCUACAACCUGUUCUGCGAGUUCAAGAGGCACUUCAGCAUGGGAAACGAGGUGCUGCAGAACCACGUGCUGGAGGCGCAGGUUUUCCACACGGAGUUCGGCACGGGCGUGGCCAUCCUGACGGGGGCGCUGCGCUUCUCCCUCGCCACCAACAUCGACGACCUCAAGCUGCGCCGCCUGCCCGAGGUGCCUGGACUGCAGAAGCCCCCGGCGUGCUGGGCCGUGCUGUCCCAGGACAGGGUGACCGUGGUGCUGCUGGCUGUGGGACAGGAGCUCUUCCUGCUGGACAACACCUCCUGCUCUGUGGUGAGCCCCCCAGGGCUGAGCCCCUCGGCGGGGCCGUUCCUGCACAUGGCCGUGUCCUUCACCCACCGGCACCUCGCCCUCUUCUCCGACUCUGGCACCGUCUGGAUGGGCACAGCCUCGCUCAAGGAAAAAUUCUGCGAGUUCAACACCGGCAUCCGAUCCCCGCCCAGGCAGAUGGUUUGGUGCACGCGGCCCCGCAGCCGGCAGCGAGCCGUGGUGCUGGCCUGGGAGCGGCAGCUGAUGGUGGUGGGCAACUCCUCGGAGUGCAUCCGCUUUGUCCUGGAUGAGGAUUCCCACCUGGUGCCCGAGCUGGACGGGGUCCGGAUCCUGUCCCGCACCUGCCACGAGUUCCUGCACGAGAUCCCAGAGGCCAGCCAGGAGAUUUUCCGCAUCGCCUCCAUGGCUCCGGGCGCUCUGCUGCUGGAGGCACAGAAGGAAUACGAGAAGGAGAGCCAGAAAGCCGACGAGUACCUGCGGGAGAUCCGGGAGCAGCAGCUGCUCCCCGAGGCCGUGGGCCAGUGCAUCGAGGCUGCGGGCUACGAGCACGAGCCUGAGACACAGAAAUCCCUGCUGAGGGCAGCUUCCUUUGGGAAGUGUUUCCUGGACAAGUUUCCCCCCGAGGGGUUUGUGAGGAUGUGCCAGGACCUGCGGGUGCUCAACGCCAUCCGGGACUACCAGAUCGGGAUCCCGCUCACCUUCACCCAAUACAAGCAGCUCACCAUCGAGGUGCUGCUGGACAGGCUGGUGCUGCGCCGCCUGUACCCCUUGGCCAUCCGGAUCUGCGAGUUCCUGCGGCUGCCCGAGAUGCAGGGCGUCAGCCGCAUCCUGGCGCACUGGGCCUGCUACAAGGUGCAGCAGAAGGACAAGUCCGACGAGGAGGUGGCGCAGGCCAUCAACCAGAAGCUGGGGGACACGGCCGGGAUCUCCUACUCGGACAUCGCCACCCGCGCCUACGACUGCGGCCGCGCCGAGCUGGCCAUCAAGGUCCCAGUGUACACAGUGGUGCUGCACCUCAAGAACGAGCUGAACCGCGGCUCUUUCUUCAUGACGCUGCAGAACCAGCCGGUGGCACUGAGCCUGUACCGCCAGGUAGGGACCCCAAAAACACCUGAGCACCCCAAAGCUGCCCUGAGAACCCCAAAAACCGCCCUGAGAACCCCAAAAACCACCCUGAGAACACCACCAUCCCUGUGCCAUGUCCCUGUGCCGUGUCCCUGUGCCGUGUCCCUGUCCCACCCCCAGCGGAUCGAGGGCCGCGUGGCCGCCCUGCAGAACGCUCUGGAUGAAUUCUACAAAGCCAAGAACGACUUCGCUGCCAAGGUGAGAGUGCCCAGGUGCCACGGGGGACAUCGGGGACGGGGGGACAGCUGGGACAAAGGGGGACACCCGGGACAAGGUCACCCUGUCAUGGGGACAAGGCUGGCUGGGCGGAUUGCUGGCUGUCCGGGAGCAGGGCUGGGGCGGGGCUGGGGACACGAGGGCUGGGACCUGUCCCUGCACGACACCGUGGCCACCCUCAUCCUGGAUGGGCACCACAAACGCGCCGAGCAGCUCUACAGGGACUUCAGGAUCCCGGACAAGAGGUACUGGUGGCUGAAGAUCAACGCCCUGGCCACGCGUGGGGACUGGGAGGAGAUGGAGAAGUUCUCCAAGAGCAAGAAGUCGCCCAUUGGCUACCUGCCCUUCGUGGAGGUGGCAGUGAAGCACCACAACCGCUACGAGGCCAAGAAGUACGCGCCACGUGUGCCGCCCGAGCAGCGCGUCAGAGCCUUCGUCCUCGUGGGGGACCUGGAGCAGGCGGCCGAGGCGGCCAUCGAGCGCAAGAGCGAGGCCGAGAUGAGCCUGGUGCUGGCGCGGUGCUCGGCCGGCACCGACGGCGCCCUGGCCGAAAAGCUCAACCGGGCACGGGCACAGCUCCUCAAAAAGUGACCCCCCAAACCCUGGGGACACCUUUGGGGACACCCCCAGGGACGCCCCUGCGGGUCUGAGUCCUCUGGGAGCUGCUGCUCGUCCUUGCUGGGUGGUGAAGGUGGCACCCAGGGGACGUGGGGGUGCAAUAAAGAGAAGAGCUCUG